GAAUCCAUGAAUCUGAAUAUCCCGGAUAAAUCUAACUCGGAAUCUGCCAUCAUGUCGCAAUCCAGGACCGCGAUACUGCAACUCCCCGAUGAGCUCCUGGUCGAUAUCGCAGACGGAGUUGCAAUCGUAGAGCUCCAUGCUCUCUCGCUCGCCUGCUAUCGUAUGCGUCCAAUCAUGCAAGAAUUACUGAUCAAACGAGCGACUGUCGCGCCCGAGAACGUAUGGAAGCUGACGGGAAUGUUGCGAGCUCACCCAGACCUGGUCGCGUCUUUCACCCACCUUCGCCUCGGACCAAUGACGAUGGAUGCAGCACGUGAUAUGUAUCACACACACUCUGUCGCUUGGGAUACCUACAAGAAGUGCAGUGAUCACGGCGCAAGAGAUGCGGCAAAAUCGAUAGUGUGUUUCUUCGAAAGCAUGACCGCUCUCUUUACUCUUGCGCAUAGUUUGAAGGCUAUAUCCAUGAGUGCGAUGGCCGACACUGUCUACAAUGAAAUCGAUAAGGCACUUCACGCGUUCGGCAGUCACAACAAGCCUACAACGAUUUCAGCCUAUCGAUUGAUUCGACAAGCGAGAUCAGAUCUUCAAGCGCGACUCGAGGAGAUCAAUGUCGGAGCUAGUCUUGUCAGUGACUAUCUGCAUAACAGCCUGAUCAUGGGCUUGGCCCCGGUUGCCUUUUCGAGUCUCAAGCGGCUGGUGAUCCCAUACGAAGGCCUGUUCGACAAAAUAUGUGUCCACGACUGGGAUACGUUCGGACAUCGCUCUCACGAUCCAGCAACGACUGCGCUUCAUCAGAUACUACCUCCAUCUCUCGAGUCUUUUCAUGUGAGCAUUAGCCAUAAACGGCUGUGGCCAGAUACACAGUGGCUCGACAGGCUGAUAGCUGAUGAUGUCAACUUUCCCAAACUGCGCGAAGUCCAGCUACUGUAUCCGUAUAACAUCGUCUCCAUGGGCUGGCAUUAUAGAUCCAUGCCCUUUUCCAACAGAAAGGAGCUUCCGGCUGCGCUUCAAAGAUGGCAGGCAUCGCGUGUUAACCUGACCACCGCGUUCGGCACUACUAAAUUCCGGGAGGUAGGAUGGGAGCCACCGAGCGGAAACCUGAGUACCGCCUUCGGGACCAGGAAACUUUACGUGGACGCAAGACAGACGGAAAGACAUUAUAUCCCCGGUGAUCUCAUUCCUGUCAUCGAGAAGUGCUUGGCGACUACACAUGAUCAGCUGGAGAACGAACCUGAGAUGAUGGCAGCACUCGGCUAUGAGUUAAGGUCCAUUUGAUGGCGCCGUCUUCGAUGAUUCGUUGGAGCUCUCUACACUAUGAAUGAGACAAGCGCUGCAGUGGUUGGAAGGGGUUGUUCCGGCGAUUCAACGUGGAAUGACGACCUGAUUCUGUGAAAAGCGGUGGCAGCGGACAUGUUAGGGCGGCUUUGGUCAGUCAAGCUGCGAUGACUAAAAUAGCUGACAACUUAGAGUGAAUGCAACAGCCAGGAAAAAUGUUACGGGUCUUCAUAGUUGUUUUGCAGUGGUGCAGUGCCAGGUGUCGUGUUGGUGUCGUGAAGGAGCGAUGGGUUGCUCACGCCCGUCUGCUGUUGCGCCCGCGCCCUGACAUCAUCAACGGUCCCCACUCGCUCCAUCCCCCCUGCCUCCCUUUCGCCAUCUUCUC
Messenger RNA from Alternaria rosae, 1660 nucleotides. RefSeq lists its product as uncharacterized. The record is from RefSeq and is a predicted model, not a curated record. The coding region runs from base 7 to 1275 and encodes 422 amino acids. The transcript has a single exon. Gene Ontology annotation, molecular function: protein binding. NCBI's taxonomy places the organism in Eukaryota, Fungi, Ascomycota, Dothideomycetes, Pleosporales, Pleosporaceae.